Molecule: messenger RNA, 6223 nt
Organism: Anarrhichthys ocellatus (wolf-eel)
Lineage: Eukaryota; Metazoa; Chordata; Actinopteri; Perciformes; Anarhichadidae
Gene: mtf1
Product: metal-regulatory transcription factor 1
Exons: 11
Coding region: 607-3075 (822 amino acids)
Biological process (GO): regulation of transcription by RNA polymerase II
Cellular component (GO): nucleus
Source: RefSeq, a predicted model, not a curated record
AUCUAUUGUUACACAGCUUGCUAAACGGUGUAACAACCAUCCGUUUCGUGACAUUAAGCUAAAGCUAAAUACAGUAUUGUCAUUCAAAACGGGGGUAAACUUCGCAGUCACUGCGUGUUUAUCAGGCCACUCUAACCAGCUAUGUCUAGUAAGUUAUUGGAAAAGUUAACUGGCAUUCUUGUGUGUGUGUGACAUCUUUCUUACGCUACUCGUAACGUCCUUUAAAAGGUAGCCUGGGGUGGGCGUUAAUAAAUGAUCACUCAUGUCAGUUUUAAUUAGCUGCGUUCAGCCGCAAACUGUCUCGUGACUUCUGUCAUUGUUAUCAGAAAGUUCUAGAUUCCGGUGUGGUCGCGUUAGUUUCCGCUUGUGUCCUGUUAACCGCAGGGAGCGACCCGUUUCUCACCGCUACGGUUAGAUCUGCUGCUAUGUUAAGGACUGUCCACACCUCUUAGAUCAUUUGAGACAGCAUUGCUUACUCAUGGAGAUGCAGCAUUCAGUCUUAUUACAUCACAUAACUGGAACAAACUCUCAGAAAACAUGAGGCUGUAACGUCAACAGUGCGAGUGUGCAGUCCUCCCUGCCAAGGAAGGAGAGGCACCAGGGACCAUGAGUGCGAAUGGCCCUCACACAGAGGCGACGAUGUACUUCGAGGUGGAGGUGGAUCACCUGGGGCAUGAUGACGAAGAAGAAGAGGAGGACAAGAUACACUUCGACAAAGACGACGACCUGAUCGCCGAGCCUUCGUCGUCUUCUGGACGGGUGUAUGACCGCACGACGGUGCUCAUUGAGCGGGACCCAAUCCGGCUUGAUGAGGAGGGAGAAGAGGAGGGUCACUGUGGAGGCUACGACGAUGGUGUCACCUUCCUUACUGAGGGGGAAGGAGAUGAGGAGGAUGGCUCUCUGGCCUUUAUGAACGACCCCGAUGGCAUGUCACAGGGUUAUGUGCACCACACCAUUUCUCCAGACCAGAUCCAGUUCACAAUAAAUCCAGGCUCCACUCGCAUGCCACGUAACAUAGAGGGGGCCACCCUCACCUUGCACUCCGAGUGCCCAGAGACGAAGCUGAGAGAGGUGAAGCGCUACCAGUGCAUGUUCGAAGGCUGCACCAGGACGUACAGCACGGCGGGAAACCUGCGGACGCACCAGAAGACCCACCGGGGCGAGUACACGUUUGUGUGCAAUCAACAGGGCUGUGGGAAGGCCUUCCUCACCUCCUACAGCCUCAAGAUCCACGUGCGCGUUCACACCAAGGAGAAGCCGUUUGAGUGCGAGGUGCAAGGCUGUGAGAAGGCCUUUAACACGCUAUACAGACUAAAAGCACACCAGAGACUUCACACAGGCAAGACAUUCAACUGUGAAUCAGAGGGAUGCACAAAGUACUUUACCACACUUAGCGACCUGAGGAAGCACAUUCGCACACACACGGGGGAGAAACCAUUCCGGUGUGACCACGAUGGCUGUGGCAAAGCAUUUGCUGCGAGUCAUCACCUAAAAACACAUGUACGGACACACACAGGGGAGAAGCCAUUCAACUGUCCCAGCGACGGCUGUGAGAAGACUUUCAGCAGCCAGUACAGUCUGAAGAGUCACAUCCGGGGCCAUGACAAAGGGCAGCCCUUCACCGUCACCCUCACCCACCCGCUCUCUGAAGAUGCAAAUCACUCGCUGUGCCUCAGUGACUUGAGCCUCAUCUCUACCGACUCGGAGCUACGAGAGAACAUCCAUAAUGCUCACCAUUUGGACCUCAGCAAUGUUACCCCUGUGAAAAUCUUUGAGCUCAUGUUCCAGAGUCCUGAAAAUAGUGUCAGCCAAGAUGAUUCCCAUCCCAACGAGAGCCUUGCUGAAUCCUUCAGCCUAGAGACGCCUACCCACUCGCUGGUGACUGAUGGAUCGCCUCUCUUCUCUUUCUCUCUGCAUCCUACCUGCUCGUCCUCCUGUUCCCACACGACUACAGCUAUGGAGGCUCCUUCCCGGCUCCGUCGGAGCUCUUCCUCUCAGGCCUCCACCACGCCUGCUUCUGUCACCGCUGCUGUCGGCUCAACACAGCCUCCCCCUUUCAUUCAAGUGACCGGGCCUCAGCAGAUCUCCGACGUGCCUGCCCAAGCUUCCAUCCAAGCACCGAACCAUGUGACCCCCCAGCACUACGUGGCACUGCCGCCCGCAUUCCUGCAGCCGGAUAGUGACACCCAGACCGCUCCUCUACCGCCAGCUGUCGCCGCUCCGGCGGCUCCAGCACCGACUACCGCAGCGCCGGGCACCGCUCCCGCGUCUGUCGUUGCAGCCGCCGCAACAGACGCUGUCGUGGCGGCUGCGGCUCAACCUGUGCCUUUGGCCAACCACCCCGUCACCAUCCCUGGCCCCGGUUUGGCUACCACCCCCGCCACCAUCACCAUAGCUCCCACCCCGAACCUGCUGCAGCCCAGCCUGGUCAUGACCGACCAGAACCUCCAGUGGAUCCUCAGCAGUGCUGCCCGCAGCCAGCAGAACCCAGAUCAAGCGUCGCAUCAAGGAACUCAAGUGGAAAAAGUUUUCUUCACCACAGCCAUUCCAGUGGGAGGAAAUGCUGGCAGCUCUGUUCAGCAGAUCGGCCUCAGUCUGCCUGUCAUCAUCAUCAAACAGGAGGAGUCCUGCCAGUGCCAGUGUGCCUGCAGGGACGUGGCUAAAGACAAGAGUUCAAAGAGUGCCUCCUCCGUUGUUUCCGCCCCAGCACCGCCGCAACCACCAGAGCCCCCUCCCCCCCCACCGUCACAACCCCCAGAGCCUCCACAUCCUCCAGCCACCGCGUCUUCUUCAUGCAGCCUCCCCGCGGCUUCCUCCAAGGUGGGUGAGGUGAGGCUGGAGGUCCCCUCUUCUUCUUCUUCUUCUUCUUCUUCUUCCUCCUCCUCCUCUUCCUCAGCUCAGACUCUCUCCACGAUAGUGAGCAGCACCGCCACAAACCCCCCCUCGUCUGACGGGUUAGCCAACAUGGACGUCUCGGACUUCCUCUCCCUGCAGAGCCCCGAGACAGCCGCCAACAUCGAGGCUCUGCUGCUGGUCGCCGAUGACUUCAGCAUGGCCACUGACGGCAAUCCUUAGAAGAGCGGCCUUCUGAGUGCGCCCACAGGCUUCAAAUCCACCCACAGCGACGCCUCUUCUUUCUCCCUAUAUAGUGUGCGAAUCUGCAGUGCUUUCUGUUCUGUAGAGAAUUGUGCAACACACACACAUACACAUAUACGUGUAUAUAUAUAUAUAUAUAUAUAUAUAUAUAUAUACACACACACACAAACUAUGAAUACUUUUUGUCUCAUUGCAGUAGUUGUAUUUUUAAAGACAAGAUUAGUUUGCUUAUUGAGAUUUAGCAAUGUCUAUGCUAAUGAUGAUAAUGCAGGGAAAAGGCAGUAGAUCCUUUUCUUUUUUUAUAAACAUAAUCCAAAUGUAUAUAAUAACUCAAUAUCCAAUCUGAAUGGAUUGGAUGAAACAAACAAGUGUUGUUGAAGCACUGAUAACUUAAGAGUUCCAUUUUCCUUGAAGGUCAGACGCCUGAGCAGGAAAACAACUUGUCUGUAUAUCUUUGUACUGUACUACAGGUCCUAACAUGCUUAACGCUGGUAUGCAACUGACCAGAAUGCACUGUUUAUUGGAGGAAUUUACUUUAAGCAUUGCUCCCAAUAGUAAUUUGAAGGGUUUGGUCACAUCGCCCCUCAUAAGGCUACAACAUGAAGUGAUUUCCUCCGUAUUUAGUUGUUGUUUUUUCCCUAGGAAGACUAGUGUAGUCCAGAAGAUGUGAUAGUUCUUUUAUUUCUUUUGACAGAUAUUUACUAAUCGAGAAAAGAACUUGUGAGCUGAUCUGCCUCUUUCAGUAAAAGUUAAUACAUCGAUAAGUUGCCUAUAACUUAAACUAAUUUAAAAUUGUACAUGUUAAUUUAUUGAAAUACAUGAUUCUUUCAUCAUACUGGUAUUACCCUUAAGAUAGCAGAAAGAAAUCUAUUAAUUUAUUCCAAUCACUUGUGUUUUGAAGUUGAGCUGUUUUUAUGUUACUGAAUUGUUUUAUUUUAAUUUUGUAAGAACGUGAUGGGUAUCGUUUGAGAACAGAGGCACCUGCAGUCGAACGCACAGUGAAACUAAACGUCCCGAGGAUCCGCUUGUUUGCAAAGAUUGUCCAUAAUGAGACAGUAAGCACCUACUGUCGACACCCCGUGUUUUCUAGGGUUGGGACCCUCUCAGGGAUGCAUCAAGUCACUCACAACUGAUCCCGGUUCCCUUCAUUUGUUACUCAGACAUACGUUUUUUACCAGAUGCCCACACACUUGCUGUAGCCCUCCGUUUCGCUGCACUCUUCCCUGUUUAUUGCACACUAACUUGUAAAGUGAGUAAUCCGACAACUUGUUCAACUACAGACCUUUUUUUUUUUUUUGUAUACAACUGCUGUAAAGUAGCAUUUAAAAGAUGUCCUGACGAUGUAAAUACAGUACAUUUUAGUGUAAACAUCUUUUGAGAAACUUGUAGAUUAUUCUAGAAUUUGUAUUUUUGUACAGACUUUUUGAAGUACUAACUGAGUUUGGAGCGUGCGUGCGUGCGUGCACCCUUAGUUAAUGUAUAGCCUCUGUCCUUGCAUUCGUCCCCGUCACAUGUAUGCAGAAGAGUUUUUUGCCGUGUUUCGUUGAAUCGCUCGUCAAGCAGCUGGGCUUUUGUACAGUCCCCAUAGUCACAGAAUAUACGUAACACAUAGCCUCCUGCUCAGAGUUUACCAGUAUUGUUUCACACGGGACACAAUGCAAUGAUGAGAGAACCAAGGCAUCAUGCCCUGUAUACGAGAGAGUGCAGAGCUACUUGGCCUUACAACAGAACUAUUUCCUUGAGCCUCCUUGCCUUCACAGUCUCUGCUUCAGACAGACAUGCCAACCCAUCAUCUCAUCGAGUCUCAGGCGAUCACUUCCAGCAGCAGACCACAAUAAGGCGAAAAGCGUCGAGACACAAAAGUUUACCGUUUUCCUAGAAACUGCCGUCUGUUUGGAAAGUCGUGAAUGGAUAUGCAGCGUAACGGUUAUAAGUGAUGUCACUCUACAUUUUUAGAUCCAGGCUGUAGGAUCAAACCAAACCGACACGCGUGUCACAGAACACACGUCUGGUUUCUUUUUGCCAAAAUUUAGGAGUUGAGCGUCCCCCUCAACUCACAGGUGCCAAGAAGGACCGUCAGAUAUGUGAAAGGCUCCAGUCACACAUGUGCUCUAAACCAUUCCAUAUAUGCAGUAUUAGUGUCUGUGCUCGGUUCCAUUGGAUCACAAAAUAUAAAUUGACUCAACAUUUCUUUGUAAAAGGCACUGAAAAUGACUGCCGGGUGUCCAGUUCAUACAUGCAUACAGUCAAAGAACUAUGCAAUUUUACGUAUGGCAUAAGUAAGUUAAAAUACUGACUCCAUGACAAACAUUCAUUCCUCCCUCCAUGAAGUCACAUUCUGCCACAACCUUGUAUGCAGAAGUCGCCUUUCUAAUGCAUACGAUGUUUAACCCGUUUCUGGAAGUCCAGUACAUUUUAUUUCACAUUUGAGUGGCGUGUCCGAGUACUGUUCCCAUGAAUGUUGCAGUGUGAUCCUUUUUACAUGCUGUUUGAAACCAACUGGAUUUGUUUGAGUAUUUAGUGAAUGAUUCUGUUUUAAGAAUUGUUUGUCAAAUGUAUGCAGCUUUUUUUCUUUCCCAGAUACAUUUUGUGUAAACAUGAUUCAUUUGGGCUCACUCCAAUUAUGUAAUCACUUUUCACUCAUUUAAAAAUGUUGAUGUGGAUAAUUUGUUGGCUCAUCUUCCACCAGUGAAAGUAGAACUGACAGCGGUCCAUAUUUGUUUAAAUCAAUAAGCAGAUGAAUCGGUGGACAUGUGGCCCAGGUUUGUCUUUCUGGGAGUUAACCUGAAAUGCAAACAUCAGAAGAACAAUUCACUGAUGGAGACAUUUGUUUGGAAGCAGAUCGUUUGAUCACAGAAUGUUAGCCAGUUCUUUUUGAAGGUGAGAGCUGAGUUUUUCCUAUUGGGCAACAUUUUAAGAGAAAAGAACAAUAUGUUUCCAAAGGAAUGUCUUGAAACCCAAAGAGUGAGGAAUAAUUAAGGGUUUGUAUUUUUUUUUUUUUUUUUAAAAAGAAUGUACAAUGUGAAAAUGUUUGCUUAUGCUUGUUUUGUACAAAAGUAAUAUGAUAAAUACAUUUCUGAAUUGAGAGCAAUAUAAUACUAAUAAAACCUUAUCCUUGUCACUGAAA